Prunus avium (sweet cherry) is the source of this 2111-nucleotide messenger RNA. Lineage: Eukaryota; Viridiplantae; Streptophyta; Magnoliopsida; Rosales; Rosaceae. The record is from RefSeq and is a predicted model, not a curated record.
AUGAACACUUUUGGUGGUAUGUUACCUCAAUGCAUAGCAAACUUGUCUUCUCUUAGAUACUUCCAUGUAAAUGAAAAUAAAAUAUUCGGAAGCAUCCCAAAUGGCUUUGGAAAUCUGGUUAACUUGGAGAGUGUUUCGCUGUACGGGAACCGAUUUUCAGGUCACAUACCCCGUAAUGUAGGCAGGCUUCAGAAGUUAUAUGAUGUAGAUAUGAGUACAAACUUUCUCUCCGGGAAUGUUCCAUCCUCUCUUGGAAAUUUAAGUCAAUUAACUAGAUUAUUUCUUGAAGGCAACAAACUUCAAGGGAAUGUCUUGUCAACUUUAGCACAGUGUCACAAUUUGAUUAUCUUAGUUCUUGAGGAUAACGAUUUCAACGGAAUCAUAUCCCAAGAAAUCAGUGGUCUCUGGUCCUUAUAUGAAUUGAGGUUAUCUCAAAAUCAUUUCACAGGUUCCCUUCCCCAGGAUAUAGGAAAGUUAAUAAAUCUAGAGUUUUUAGAUAUCUCUGGGAACAAGUUAUUUGGUGAAAUUCCACCAAGCCUUGGUAGUUGUAUUAAAUUACAGUAUCUAGACAUGCAUGAAAACUUCUUCCAAGGGAAAAUUCCAUCAUCCUUGGCUUCACUAAGAGGUCUUACAGAAUUAUAUCUUUCUCAAAACAACUUCUCAGGCGUGAUUCCAGAAUUCUUGGACCGGUUGCAAGUUUUGCAAUCCUUGAACCUAUCUUUCAACAAUUUUGAGGGCAGCAUACCAAUCAAUGGAAUUUUCAAGAAUGCAACUGCCACAUCAGUGGAAGGAAAUAGUAAACUUUGUGGCGGCAUUCCUGAAUUUCAUUUGCCAAAAUGCAGAGUUCCACACAAAAGAGGACUAAGUCCAACCAUGAAAUUGAUAAUCUCUCUGGUUUUGGGGAUACUGGGAGUCAUUUUGGUACUAACAUUCUUGUACCUUCAAUGCUUACGAAGGGGAAAAAAGGAAAGCGCUUCAAGUGAUUCAGACAAAUUUCUCAAGGUGUCUUAUCAAAGCCUUCUAAAAGCUACUGAUGCAUUCUCCUCUACCAACUUGAUUGGCAUGGGCAGUUUUGGGUCCGUUUAUAAAGGAGUACUUGAAGAUGGUGGAGCAACAAUUGCAAUAAAGGUUUUCAAUCUCGUUCGUCGUGGUGCCUACAAAAGUUUCACUGCUGAGUGUGAGGCUUUGAAAAAUAUAAGACACCGUAAUCUUGUGAAAGUACUCUCGGUGUGUUCAGGUUCUGACUAUCGCGGUAAUGAUUUCAAGGCCUUAAUUUAUGAGUUCAUGGUUAAUGGAAGUUUAGAAGAAUGGUUGCAUCCUGCUGGAACAAAUGGGGAGAUAAAUGAAAGACAAAAGAGCUUAACUUUUUGUCAAAGAUUGAACACAGCAAUUGACGUCGCUAUGGCGUUAGAGUAUUUCCAUCAUCAUUGUGAGACGCCAAUUGUUCACUGUGACCUGAAACCCAGCAACGUUCUUCUCAACGAUGAUAUGAUUGGACAUGUAGGUGACUUUGGGUUAGCAAAAUUCCUCCCCAUAACUUCUCAAACCAUUUCUGGUGAUCAAUCAAGCUCGCUCGGAAUAAAAGGAACAAUUGGUUAUACUCCUCCAGAGUAUGGUCUGGGACACAACGUGUGGAUGCAAGGAGAUGUGUACAGUUAUGGCAUUCUGCUGCUCGAGAUGUUUACAGGAAAAAAACCAACCGACAAUCUGUUUCAAGGAACUUUAACCCUUCAUAACUUUGUCAAGGCCGCUGUGCCUGAGCAAUUGGUAGAGAUUGUGGAUCCCGUUCUUGUUCAGGAAAUGGUGCAAGCGGAGAUGAGCACUAGCAAUCAUCGUAAUGAGGAUAACGCAAGGCUUCGCAUGAAAACCGAAGAAUGCUUGAUUUCAAUUUUAGAAAUUGGUCUUGCUUGCUCUGCAGAGUUGCCUGGAGAAAGGUUGGACAUGAGUGAUGCUGUGGCACAGAUGUGUCAGAUCAGAAAGAAGCACACUGUGCAGCGUUAGCAUGCAAUAUAGUUGUAAUGUUUCCUUGGUUUGAACUAGUUUUCAUAUUUCUUUGAUUAAUAAAGACAGUAUGGCUAGCUGAUGACUACUUUGCCAAACUGGCUUCAAUA